AACAGUUAGGUAGUCAUAAACACUAGAGAAAAUAAAAGUGUUGAUAAAUCAAUGACUAAGAGAUCAGCAGAGGUGACCUUAGAGAGAAGAGGAGACUGGAAUCACAAUUGAACAACCGAGAGCCUGGGACAAGGACGCAUAUACCAGACUGGCUGGAGGAAAUCUGCCUGUUGUGAGCUGCAUUGGAUGUUCAUAAUGCAUCGGAUGAAAGUCCUGGGAGUGAUCGUUGGGAUUGUGGCUUCUUUGGUGAUCGGGAUUCUAAUUGGGCAUUUUGCCAUUCCACCAAGGUUACCCACAUGGCUCCAACGAAUGAGCACAGAUGGAGACCCCAAAUACAGCAACCAGCUGCACCAAGAGAUCCGAGCAGAAGAGAUCCAUAAGAACUUGCAGUUUUUUGCCGGCAAGCCUCAUAUUGCAGGAAGUUACCAGGAAGAAGAAGUGCUAGUCAACUAUAUGUACAAAACAUGGCAAUCAAAUCUACAUGGAGCAAAAAUAUACAACUAUACAGUUCUUCUCUCUUACCCUAAUGCAAGUGAUCCCAACUACGUCUCCAUUGUGUCUGCUGACGGUGUGGAAAGUGACCUAUCAGAAAAGGUUGAGAAAAUACUUAGUCCUGACCAGAAUGAUUCUUCUGUGGUUAACCCAUUCAAUGCCUACUCACCAUCUGGUGUUAUUGUGGGAGAUCCAGUAUAUGUCAACUAUGGUACUGUUGAAGACUUUCAUUACUUGACCCGGAAUCUGUCAAUGAAUUUAACUGGUACUGUGGCAAUUGCCAGAUAUGGGCAAAUAUUCAGAGGUGACAAGGUGAGAAAUGGAGAGCUAUUUGGCUGUGCUGGGAUGAUUAUAUACUCUGAUCCAGCAGAUUAUGUAUUUGGUGACCAGGAACGAGUAUACCCAGAUGAUUGGUGGCUGCCAGGCACAGGAGCUCAGCGAGGAACAGUUUUAAGAGGAGAUGGAGAUCCAUUAACCCCCUUCUACCCCUCCAUUGGCUCUGCAUUUUAUUUGGAUGAAAAGGACGUUGCAUUACCAAAGAUCCCGGUGACCCCAAUAGGCUACAAUGAUGCAGUCAAGUAUCUCAGUAAGAUGUCUGGAAUAGAGGCACCAAACACAUGGAAAGGAAAGUUGAAAACCACAUACAGAUUAGGGCCAGGCUUUGCAUCUCCAUUUGAGACCAGGUAAUCAUUUAAAUGUAUUCAAGCCUGUGUUUUAGCUGU
Nanorana parkeri is the source of this 1214-nucleotide messenger RNA. Its product is annotated as glutamate carboxypeptidase 2-like. Lineage: Eukaryota; Metazoa; Chordata; Amphibia; Anura; Dicroglossidae. The coding region runs from base 187 to 1179 and encodes 330 amino acids. Gene Ontology annotation, molecular function: carboxypeptidase activity. The record is from RefSeq and is a predicted model, not a curated record. The transcript has 7 exons.